This is a messenger RNA of Scatophagus argus, 3265 nucleotides long. RefSeq names its product phosphoglucomutase 5 (gene pgm5). Gene Ontology annotation, molecular function: magnesium ion binding; phosphoglucomutase activity. The record is from RefSeq and is a predicted model, not a curated record. Gene Ontology annotation, cellular component: sarcolemma; cell-substrate junction; adherens junction. Gene Ontology annotation, biological process: striated muscle tissue development; carbohydrate metabolic process; myofibril assembly. The coding region runs from base 709 to 2412 and encodes 567 amino acids. NCBI's taxonomy places the organism in Eukaryota, Metazoa, Chordata, Actinopteri, Scatophagidae. The transcript has 11 exons.
AGAUUCCAUUCAUUUUUGCACUUGAAAGAACUACUAAAAAUAGAUGCAGACAAACGGCAGAGGAGAGCGAGAUGAUGCGGAACAUAUAAGAUCCUGAAACAAAUGAAAAAGAAAAAAAAAAAACAACUUUACUAGUAAUAAGUAAAGUUCUGCUCAGCUCGCUGUCACUUUCCUCUCAUAAAGUCCUGCUAAUGAAGCCGCUGCUUGAGCCUUCACAGCGGCCAGUGCGCACAGCAGAGACACAGGCAGUGUCCGGUUGCAGCCCGGUCCCGACACAAUUCCUCCUCUGCCAUCAGUCAAAGGUCUAUUUUUGGUCGGAGGCUCAGCUGAUUGUGGGCCUUGAAGAUUCUGACCCUCCCUAAUUUUUUUUUUCUUGUAGUCAGUUGUUCAGGCUUAUUAGGAAAAAAGAGGGAGUUGUCCAGCAGCAGAGGCGAGUUUUGCUGAAUGCUCAGCAGCUGCUGAGGGAUGCAGCUCUCUUAAGGUGCCGAGGCGAGAACAUUUUCGUCUGGGUGUUUCCUUUCUGCUCAUCCCUGCGUUGGGGCUUUACACUUUAUCAAGGUCCAUCUUUUGGCAUCUGUUUUAUUUCGCCACUUUAACUUUUUUUUUUAAAAAAAUCUCUUUUGGACGGACAUCAUCUAAAGCAAACUUCUAAAACAAACUUCAGGUUGUUGGAUCGGUGUGUCCACCCGUUGGGUCCCGACGAGGAGAAUGGAGACGAGCCCCAUCCCGGUGGUGACGGUCCAAACCGCCCCCUUCGACGACCAGCGACCCGGUACCAAUGGGCUGCGGAGGAAGACGGCGGUGUUCGAGGGGAAGAAGAACUACCUGCAGAACUACAUCCAGAGCGUGUUGUCCUCCAUCGACCUGCGGGACAGGCAGGGCUGCACCAUGGUGGUGGGCAGCGACGGCCGCUACUUCACCCGGACCGCCACCGAGGUGAUAGUGCAGAUGGCGGCUGCCAACGGGAUUGGUCGUCUCGUGAUUGGUCACAACGGCCUCCUGUCCACCCCUGCUGUUUCCUGCAUCAUCAGGAAGAUCAAGGCCAUAGGCGGGAUCAUCCUCACAGCUAGUCAUAACCCUGGAGGCCCUGGUGGAGACUUUGGGGUCAAGUUCAAUGUGGCAAAUGGAGGCCCGUCUCCGGACACGGUGAUGGAGAGGAUCCACCAGGUGAGCCGGACCCUCGAGGAGUAUGCCAUCUGCCCUGAUCUUCGCAUUGACCUGUCCAGGCUAGGAAGACAAGAAUUUGACCUGGAGAACAAGUUCAAACCUUUCAGAGUGGAGAUUGUAGACUCAGUUGAGGUGUAUCUACAACUGUUGCGAAACAUCUUCGACUUCAGUGCCAUUAAAAGUCUUCUCACAGGACCAGAUCAACUCAAGAUACACAUAGAUGCCAUGAAUGGAGUGAUGGGCCCCUAUGUACGUAGGAUCCUGUGUGAUGAGCUGGGAGCUCCUGCUAACUCUGCUGUCAACUGUGUCCCUCUGGAGGACUUUGGUGGUCGACCUCCAGAGCCCAACCUGACUUAUGCUACUUCUCUGGUAGAGGCCAUGAAAGGAGGUGACUUUGGCUUUGGAGCUGCAUUUGAUGCAGAUGGGGACCGGUACAUGAUUCUUGGAGAAAACGGCUUCUUUGUGAACCCUUCAGACUCAUUGGCCAUCAUGGCCGCCAACCUCUCCACCAUCCCUUACUUCAGACAAAUGGGAGUCAAAGGCUUUGCCAGGAGUAUGGCCACAAGCACCGCCCUCGACAGGGUGGCCAAAGCCAUGAAACUGGCGCUGUACGAGACUCCCACAGGCUGGAGGUACUUUGGGAACCUGAUGGAUUCUGGGCGCUGUUCCCUAUGCGGGGAGGAGAGCUUUGGGACAGGUUCAGACCACAUUCGUGAGAAAGAUGGCCUGUGGUCAGUGUUGAUGUGGUUGUCCAUCAUGGCUGCUAGGAAACAGGGUGUGGAGCAGACUGUCAGAGAACACUGGGCCAAGUUUGGACGCCACUACUUUUGCAGGUUUGACUAUGAAGGCCUGGACCCACGUACAGCCUUUUACCUGAUGAGGGAUCUGGAGGCUGUAAUUACAGACAAAGCAUUCACUAGCCAGAAGUUUGCCGUAGGGGACCACAUAUACAGCGUGGAGAGGACCGACAACUUUGAGUACAUUGACCCCGUGGAUGGAACAGUGGCUCGAAACCAGGGUUUAAGGAUCAUCUUCACUGACGCAGCUCGCCUUGUGUUUCGGAUGAGCGGGAGCGGUGGAGGCAUGGGUGCCACUAUCCGCAUUUAUGCUGAGAGCUUCGAGAGAGAUCCUGAGAGACAUAACAGAGAGACACAGGUGGUGCUGGGUCCUCUCAUCGCCAUCGCCCUGAAGAUCUCCAACAUCCACGAGAGGACGGGACGCCGUGGCCCCAACGUCAUCACAUGAGCUGCCAGGAAAACGCAGGCACACACACACAUGCAUCUACCUGCUCACACAGAGGAAAGAUUUUCCAUGCUUAUCUGCCAUUUUUGAAAUCCCCACUCUGAAGCUCCGUUCUCAUUUUUUUUUUUUUUUUUAAUUCCUUGAAAUGAAAUAGCUAAAACGAGGGUGCUUUGUCUUUCCAAGAAGAAAGUUAAUGUUGCACACAGGUUUCUCUGUUGUUUAUUGACCGCUAUCAUCUGUUACAGAAAGUAAGAAAAACAGGGAGGCUAUUUAAUUUUCACCAUGGAUUAAUGAUGAAAACUAUAAAGAGCAAACAUAUUAUGAAUGUGCAGACUGACUGUUAAUGUUUGUGGCUUUGCUUUUAUCAAGACUUACUAAGGGAGCCUUAGAAAGUCAUUUUUACUUCACCCAGCUGUUUUUGUAUAACAGUGCUGUGUUCACUUUUCAUGUUGUGCCUGUCCCCUCAUAUAUGUCACAGUGUUUUCUUUCCAGUAGUUUCAUUCAGAAAUAAUCCAACUGUUGUUUGAAUAUGAAAUAAAACAGGCCUUGCAUCACAACUAAUAUAUCAGUGGAUUGAAUUACAAUUAGUUCAUGUCUAUUAUGAAAUCAAUGUUAAUGCAUAUCUUGACUCAUGUUUACUACUUAAGGACAGAGUAUUCAAGAUGUAAAACAACAAUAGCAAAAGGAGUAGUGGGUGAUGAAAAUAUAUAUAUAUAAUUUAGAAUUGUUUACUGAUUGGGCUUUUUCUUCAGCUUGUCAGUUUAGGCCUUUGGGAAUGCGUAGGCUGUAACCAUAUUUGAAUAUAUUAUUACUUUUUUUUUUUUUUAAAACUAAAUAAACUUUUUUGUGUGUAGCA